This is a messenger RNA of Gigantopelta aegis, 600 nucleotides long. RefSeq names its product lectin-like. Bases 52 to 543 code for a protein of 163 amino acids. Gene Ontology annotation, molecular function: signaling receptor activity. The transcript is spliced from 5 exons. The record is from RefSeq and is a predicted model, not a curated record. Lineage: Eukaryota; Metazoa; Mollusca; Gastropoda; Neomphalida; Peltospiridae.
CCGAGUCACCUUUCUAUAGUAAGAAACAGACACACACAUAUAACGUCCGGAAUGAUUUGGCUAUUUGUGAAAGUUAUACUUGUAGUAACCGUAGGGCUACUAAGAGUCUCCUCGGUUGCCGAUGGUGCAUGUCCCAGUUACUGGACACCACAUUCUGACUAUUGCUACAUUGUUCCACAGAUUGCACAGUCUUGGACAGAUAUGAUGGCUUUAUGUAAGGCCGUAGACGGGGAGUUGGCAGACAUAACAUCGACGGACGAAAACGACUACGUGGCGCAAUUAGCCAAGGAAAACCACCCAAGUGGAGGCGAAGUUUGGAUUGGAGGAACCGAUUCAAUGAGCGAAGGGAACUGGAUGUGGAUAGGUUCUGGAGACGCAAUGGUAUAUAGGAAGUGGGGGUCGAACCAACCAGACAAUUCUGGAGGGAGUGAGCACUGCCUGGGAAUGAGAACAAGCGGGGAUUGGAACGACGACGACUGCAGCAGACACAAUCGUGGAGUGUGCAAGAGAAGGAAAUACUCGAUUCCCGUAGUUGGAAAGUAAACACCGCUUCCCUCAUGUCGACAUGUCAAGUGUAAAAUUAAAUAAAUUCUAACAGAA